Messenger RNA from Pollicipes pollicipes, 2621 nucleotides. RefSeq names its product putative acyl-CoA dehydrogenase fadE25. The transcript is spliced from 10 exons. The coding region runs from base 1131 to 2621 and encodes 496 amino acids. Lineage: Eukaryota; Metazoa; Arthropoda; Thecostraca; Pollicipedomorpha; Pollicipedidae. The record is from RefSeq and is a predicted model, not a curated record. Gene Ontology annotation, molecular function: flavin adenine dinucleotide binding; acyl-CoA dehydrogenase activity.
AUUCGUGAUGUUUGUCACAUGCAUUGUGCGUAGUUGCCAGUUUGAACGAGCAGGAUUCGACGGAUCAGUGGUGUUGUAAAAGCUAGUUUAAACAAUGGGCCAAACCAUUCAGGGCUACGUAAGGUUUUGAGUGCAUUUGCGGAGGACAUUAUGCAUAUAGAUAAGACAUUACGGUGAACCUCAUUCCUCGUGGAAUAACCAGGAGAAAGGAGAUAUAGAUGUAUUUGUAUUUCGUCUGCUUGACUAUGCAAACGUUAUGGGUAGUAAAUUCGAAGUUGCCUUGCCGAUCUCGUUUGAUUUUUAGCUGUUCUUUUUGGCACUAGUCAUUAGCCUCUUCCCUUUUCUCCCCUCCCACUUCACAUACUCCCACAUCCCACCUCCCACUCUCACAUCAACAUACCUGGUGCGAAGGUGGUGCAAGCUCAAUUUCUCUGCUGAGUUAGGUGCCUCCUAUAAGCGUUGACAAAAUAUGGCCCAUUGUGUCUCGUCCGCAGGUGGUGGGCCGCACCAUUCUAAAAGAAAUCGCCUUCCUUCGUGGAUAAGGUGAACAAGGUGGCCCGUAUUUGGCGCACGUUUGCACAAGAGACAUGCGGCCAUUCACUCUUGCGUACUCAUAGCACUUGUUUUCGAUUUAUUUUACCCGAUAUAUGCAGAUGUAACGGGAAUAAGACGCUGAAAACUAACACCGAGCGGGCGUACCGCACUCCGGUUACUCUAUCAUUUGUAGAGGGAGCCAAGAGUUCGAAACGAGAAACAAAUGGCAGGAUUUCUUUCGCGCUGACCGAAUCAUCCGUGGAAUGGCCAGUAAGCCGUCAGCUUCACAACAGUUUAUUGCUGCACCUUAACUCUUUUCAUAGCGUUAGCGCUGUGCUUUACGACUCAUUGCUGGGAUGUAAAGCGGCCGUCACAGAACGGGACACCACUAUUCAAUAACCGCGAAACAAGCACAUUGCAAAACAACAAGCAUCGUGACCGAACAUACGCGAGCGGCCGUGACAUCCCUGUACUUGUACAGCGGGACAAAGGUAUGUCACAGUGGAUAGCGACGAUAACGGUGUACUGCUGCGACGCAGAUCCACUGCGACAAGACCUAUGAGUACCCGCGGGAGUCGCUGAACGCCUUGGCCGACAUGGGUCUGCUGGGUGCGAUCGUCCCGAAAGAGCUGGGCGGACUUGGGGAGAAUCACGUGUGCACCGCCAUGGUGGUCGAGACCCUGGCCCGCUACGGCUGCCCCAGCACCGCCAUGGUCUACACUAUGCACGUGGCUGCCGUGUCGACCCUGCUCUUCCGCUACCACAACAAUCCAACGAUCCAGGACGUGCUGCACCGCCUGGACAAGGACAGGCUGGUGGGGACGUUGUCCUUCAGUGACCCGGCUACCGGCGGCCACUUCUGGUUCCCGCUGUCGUCUAAGUGUCGUCAGCUCGACGAGAACCAUGUGAAGCUGCUCAAGUACGGCUCGUGGGCCACCUCGGCCGGGUUUGCUGACUGGUACGCCAUCCAGACAGUCAGCCCCGGUGCCAAGCCUGGCAACUUCGCAGACCUCUCCUGCUUCCUGGUUAUGAAAGACGAGGUGCGAGCCAAUGCCAACGAAUGGCUUUCCCUGGGUUUGCACGGAAACCAGUCGGGACCGCUGAUUUGCGAGGGAGUCCUGCCUAACGACAGGAGAAUCGGACCCAUCGGUGAUGGCGCGCGAGCAAAUGAUGAGUGCGUGGAUCCGUUCUUCCUACUGCUCUCUUCGGCCUGCUGGAACGGUAUCUCUAUGGCUUGCAUCGACCUGGUAAAGAAGCACGUCACCAGGAAGACCCACGGCGACGUGGGCAUGCGCGUGUGCGACUACCCGACCAUCCAGGACUACUUCGGCGAAUGCGUAUGCGACACGAACGCGACGCGGCUGAUGAACGCGUCGCUCGCCAUGGGCAUGGACCAAGUGACUGACGACAACAGCUGGGAAAAGCACAGCGACAUCACGUACAUGCCGAGAACCAAGUUCCUGUCCUGGCUGUGGCAAAUGAAGUUCUCCGCGGCCAAGAACGUGAACGUGGUAACCGAUAAGAUGCUGCAUGCGGCAGGAGGCUCUGGGUACAAGGUGGACUUGGGUCUGGAGCGUCUGCUCAGAGACGGCAAGGCCGGGUGGGUGAUGGGACCCAGCAACGAGGUGCUCAGACAGUUCGUCGGCAAAGCCGUGCUUAUUGGUAUGGACGCCGUGGACUACUGGGAGCAGAAUAUCAACACGCGCGCAGUGCACCACGAACUCAAGAAGAUGUCCCCCGAGCAGAAGGAGGCCAUCGCCAAAGAGCUGAUGGAGGACGUGCAGAAUGGUCGCCUUUCGGCUGACAAGGUCGCCAGCAUCGACGAUGAGGACUUUGAGAACCCCUUCAGCACUGGGCCACCGCAUUACGUCAACAAGACGCUGACGCUGAAUGGCCGCGAGUGCACGCCCGGCCUGAGUCCGGACAGCUACACCAAGAUGACGCUCCAGAAGCGUUCACCCAUCGGCGACAACAUGGAGCAGUUUGACUUCGCGUACCCCAGCAAGGACAAGCACAGCGGCUGCCUGCCUGGGCAGUAUGUCAAGGCACGUCUCGUCCAAUGGGUCCUUCCAUUGAGAAACUGGUAG